Molecule: messenger RNA, 264 nt
Organism: Lactuca virosa
Lineage: Eukaryota; Viridiplantae; Streptophyta; Magnoliopsida; Asterales; Asteraceae
Source: the annotation of a GenBank genome assembly
AUGAGGAACACAGAGAAAGAUGAGAAGCUUGGUGAGAAGUUGACUCCGGUUAAUAAGAAGAUUGAGGAUGCGAUUGAUGAGAAGUUGGAACACCACCAAAAAUCUCGCAUUGAACCCUACUCAGAUCUACGAUUUGAAACGGCGAAAAGCAAGGACAAUAUCAAGUACGACACUGCACAGGCGAAGUUAUCGGAAGACAAAACGUUGAUAGUUGCGUACAAAUCUGACACGCCGUUGGAAGGCGGCAAAAUUGCAGAUUUCUGA